ACCAGUCUACGGCAAGAGCCAGACUCACACCGAAAGGCUACAGUGCGACUGCGCAGGCGGACCCUAGCCGAGCGCUGGGAUUUGUGAGUGGGCGUGGCCUGUCGUCCUGACAACCGUGAGCGUUCUGACACUGUCGAGUUCAGACUUUUCCCUCCGCGAAGGUCCUUCUCUCAUGGGUCCCAAACCAAAAAAGAUUUCCAGCAAGAAAAAGAUCACCAAAGCUGAGCGACUUCGGCUGCUGCAGGAGGAGGAAGAGAGGCGCCUGAAGGAGGAAGAGGAGGCUCGACAGAAAUUUGAAAAAGAAGAACAGGAGAGGCUAGAAACACAGCGGAUUGAGAAAGAGAAAUGGCGUCAGCUGGAAAAGAAAGACCUAGAAAGAAGGAGCGAAGAACUUGAAGAGCUUUCUUUGCUAGAGUGCUGUUUUCCUGAAGCAGAAAGAUUGAAACGGGAAACCAGGGCGCUGGCUCAGUGGAAGCACUACCUCCAGUGUGAUGGGAGCCCUGAUCCUUCGAUUGCCCAGGAAAUGAACACUUUCAUUAGCCUGUGGGAAGAGGAGACGAAUGAGACCUUCGAGCAAGUGAUUGAGAAAAGCAAACUGGUGCUGUCCUUGAUUGAGAAGCUGAAGUUAAUUUUACUGGAAACUCCAUCAUGUGAUCUGGAAAGCAGGACCAUCGCGCAGCAUCAAGGGUCAAUUCUGCGCCUGCAGGAGCUCCUCAGUCAGAAGGUGGACGUGGCCACAGAACUGCUUCUCCGAGAGGCUAGUACCUUAGCAGAUCUGGACAGCGGGAACAUGGAAAAAAUCAUCCAAGAUGAGAAUGUUACCCUGUAUGUGUGGGCAAACCUAAAAAAGAAUCCCAGGUAUCGAAGUGUGAAAUUCUCUGAAACACAAAUUGGAUUUGAAAUCCCAAGGAUACUAGCUACAAGUGAUGUUGCUCUUCGGCUCCUACACACACGCUAUGAUCAUGUCACCCCCCUGUACCCCAACACCAUCACUAAGGAAGACCAUGUUCCCACGGCGGUGAAGCAUUUCAAAGAAGAAGAGCACACAGAAAAGGCCGUCACUGAAGACAAGGUCUUUGCUGAGGAAAACACCACCAACCAAGCUGCUGAGUCGCAGUCUAGACAAGAAACAGAGCUCAGCUUCGUCCAAGAGGAAGAGCCCAACACUGAGGCGCUGGAGAACAUUGAUGCUUACUACCAGGAGGAGGAAAAUUCCAAAGGCCCCAGACAUGAGCUGGAGAUGCGGUUGCUAAGUGAAGUUGUCUCAGCAGCACAGCUGCGCCUGGUAGAGAACAGCGUGGAUUUCCCACACACCAAUGAGGAGAAGGAGGUGGACCUGUGCCAUUUCUCCACCCUGGGUGGCGUGUACCACCUGGACAUCCUGGAGUUGCCCCCUCAGUGCAAACCAGUGAAGGGCUGGGUACUAGUAGAGAUACGCCAAGAAGGAUUGCAGAGGUUUACAUAUCCUCCAGAGACCACAGAGGAACCCGAUCCAGAAAAUGCCUUUCCACCCAUCGAGGUCACACUGGAGGUCCGUGAGAACGUAAUCUUCUUUGAGGAUCCCAAGGUCAUAAGGUGGGAUGCAGAAGGUAAAAUCUGGAAAACAGAUGGCAUUAGCGAGGUUUUUUACAGUCGAGAAGACAGGCUCAUAUCCUUCUGUUUGGAUACUUUGGGCCCUGUGACCUUGAUUCAAGAUGCCCAUAUUAAUAUGCCGUACCGGUCCUGGGAACUGCGACCCCUCGGUGUGAACAGAGUCCUCAUGACAGUGACCUCCCUUUUCACUGAGCUCCAGAUACACAUCAAGGAGAACCUCUGCAUGCUGGCUUCAGUCAAACUGAGGAGCCAAGACCAUCUGUCUCAUUUAGAAGGGAAAUGGAUGACGCCCAUACCCUUCAUUCUGGCUAUGAAGGAAGCGGGCCUGAACGUCUUCCCUUCUGUAUACUCUCAUUUUUAUGUGGUCGUCAACAACAAGGUCCCCCUGGUGGAGAUGAAGGCAUAUCGGCAAAUGGCCCUGCUAAGCUCUGCUUUCGCAUUUAGCUGGAGCAAGUGGAACAUGGUCUGCAAUUCCACGAGAGUUGUGUUUAGGGUGAAGGAAGCCCUGGCCGAAGCCGCAGAGGACCGCCUCUGGAGCCUCCUCAUGUUCAAUGGUGACAGAGCACAAAUGCUCAAGAUCAGGGAAGACAGUGAGAUGUUCUCCGAGGCCCUCCAGGAGGAAACUGAGUUUCACUCUACCUUGUACCACAUGGUGAAGGACUUUGCCUCUGCAGAGGCGAUGGAGAGGGUCAGGCAUUCCAACUGCCAGUUCAUCGACUCGGUGUGCCACAUGCUACUGUCCACCCGGGUCCUCAGCUAUUCCUAGUUUUCACAGCCUGUGGAAGAGCUGGUGGGACCCUGAGACCCGGGAGGAAUCACAAAUAAACUACAAAAAUGACCUAAGUGCACUCUAUAUUCAAGCUUCACUGCAUAAAGAUUUGAAUAGUUCUUUAUUUUAAUAAGUUUCAAUAAAGUACUCUUUCUGUCUGUC
Molecule: messenger RNA, 2524 nt
Organism: Peromyscus maniculatus bairdii (prairie deer mouse)
Lineage: Eukaryota; Metazoa; Chordata; Mammalia; Rodentia; Cricetidae
Gene: Dnai7
Product: dynein axonemal intermediate chain 7
Cellular component (GO): axoneme
Molecular function (GO): microtubule binding; beta-tubulin binding
Source: RefSeq, a predicted model, not a curated record